This is a messenger RNA of Python bivittatus (Burmese python), 2432 nucleotides long. Lineage: Eukaryota; Metazoa; Chordata; Lepidosauria; Squamata; Pythonidae. The record is from RefSeq and is a predicted model, not a curated record.
AUGCAAAUAAGCAAGCGUGGUGGAAAUAAUCGUUUCCCUUUCUCAUUAUAUGGAUUUAUAAACACAUGCCUAAAGUCUCUGGUGGUUGAAAAAUAUGGUGAAGAAAUAUGGGAAAAUUUAAGAGUCCAAACUGGAGUACAGGAUACUUUUUUUACUUUUGAAGUUUAUAAAGAUGAGAUCACAAUGCAACUAAUUGACAAGGCAUGCAAAAUGCUAGAUGUUUCCCCAGAUAUGGUCCUGAAACAAUUUGGAGAAUAUUUCUUUGAAUUCUGUAAACAGUCAGGUUAUGACCAUAUGCUGAGAACACUGGGAGGAAAUCUGUAUGAAUUUAUAGAGAACCUGGAUGCAUUACACAGUUACCUUAGUCUGUCUUACCAGGAAAUGAACGCUCCUUCCUUUAGGGUAGAAAAGAAUGAAGAUGGGUCAAUGUAUUUGCAUUAUUAUUCAGACAGAAGAGGCUUAUGCCACAUAGUUCCAGGAAUCAUUGGUGCAGCAGCUUUGGACUUUUUCAAUACUGAAAUUUCCAUGGAAAUCGUCAAUCAGACAGAAGAAGAAGAAAGAACAGGAAAAAAAGAACACAUUAUAUUUCUUGUAACACAAAAGCCUGUAUUUUCAUACAAAAGAAGAAACAAGUUCUCUUCCUCACCACAUCACCUUCCAAAUUCUGGAGUUCAGGCAGAAAAAAGGCUGAAUAAAGAGGAACUUGAAAGAACCAUGAAUAAAAUCAGAGAUAAAACAAGUCUCAUUCCUGUCAAAAGGAGCCACUGGGAAACAAUCAGAGGAAUUGUGACAAUAGGAAAAGGUCGACUUCUUAGAGGAUUUGAUCCUGUCUAUCCUAGGACCCUCUGGAUUGACCCAAAGACGUUUUGCAUUGGGCUUCCUUUCCAUAUUGUUUUUGAUGAACAGCUUAGAGUGAAACAAGCUGGAGUUAGUAUUCAAAAGAUUGUGCCUGGCCUUCAAACACUGGGCAUCCGUCUCAAUCAGUACUUCACUAUCGUACGCCCUGAAGUGAAAUUUACCAUCUCCAGUGUUCAGAGAUUUAUCAACAGCCAAUUUGUUUUCCGGACCAAGAGAGAGAUGAUGCCAGACUCCUGGAAGCAGCGUCCUAUGUUGGAGCUAAGAGGGCAGAUGAUCUGGAUGGAGUCUGUUCAGUGCAUGCUGUACCUUUGCUCCCCUCUGCUGCGUACAUUGCAUGAGUUGGAGGAAAGGCACAUGCACAUUUCUGACAUAGCUCCCCAUGACGUCACCAGAGAUUUGAUCCUGCUCAACCAACAGCGGCUGGCAGAGAUGGAGCUCUCCAAUCAACUGGAGAGGAAGAAAGAGGAGCUGCGGGUCCUGUCUAAACAUCUGGAGGAAGAAAAAAAGAAAACAGAAGCCCUCCUGUAUGCCAUGCUGCCUAAACAUGUUGCCAACCAGCUCAAAGAGGGGAAACGAGUUGAGGCAGGAGAAUUCAAAGAAUGUACUAUAUUAUUCAGUGAUGUUGUGACUUUUACCAACAUUUGUGCCCAAUGUGAGCCUAUUCAGAUAGUCCUCAUGUUAAAUGCAAUGUAUCUACGAUUUGACAGGCUAACCACAGUACAUGACGUCUACAAGGUGGAAACCAUAGGGGACGCCUACAUGGUUGUAGGGGGUGUCCCUGUGCCUGUAUCAACCCAUGCUGAACGGAUUGCCAACUUUGCCCUGGGAAUGAUCAUAGCAGCCAAAGACAUAAAAAACCCAGUUUCUGGAAAUCCAAUUCAAAUUAGGGUUGGGAUCCACACAGGGUCUGUCCUUGCAGGGGUUGUUGGUGAAAAAAUGCCACGUUACUGCUUGUUUGGAGAUACAGUGAAUAUAGCAUCCCGGAUGGAGAGCCAUGGAGUACCAAACAAAAUUCACCUCAGUGGCAGUGUUUAUCAGUGCCUCAAAGAGAAGAAUUUUGACAUUAUGGAAAGAGGAGAAAUUGAUGUGAAGGGCAAAGGGAAGAUGCACACAUAUUUUCUGGUCCAAAAUACAAUUGCAUCUGAGAAUGAGAUCAUGGGAAGGCCAACUAAAGAUGCUGGCCUCAGCCACGAAUCUUCCCAGUUGUCUCAAGAUUGCAAGGUUGAUGGAUUGCAACACUCAUUCUCACAAGAUGUCCCACUAAAUUCAGACAAGGAAUUGCCUCCUAUCGUAGCAAUGAAAUAUGCAGACAGUCCUCUAGAAACCCACACCAAUGUUAAAGGAAGACAUGAAUCAAGAACAAAGGAUUUAACAGGCAAAUCGCAUGAUGCAGAGACCUAUGCAAGUCUCCAUGGUGACCCGCAGCCAAACCAAAAUCCAUAUAAUUUCAUACAAGGAAGACACAGGCCAGCUGCAGAGACACCACGGAUCCGGAAUGUCAGAUCUAAUUUCUGUAAUUUGCUUUAAUGUUAAAGUUGGAGUGUUUCUGUGUCCUAUGUUAUUAUAUUUCAUUG